GUAAAAAGGACUACCAUUCACGCCAGAUAUUGACGUUUUACCUUUGUUUUUCGUGAACCAGCCCAAUCAGGAUUGCGUGAGCUCUCGAAUUGUACGACUCAUGCGUACAAGACGUACGAUGGAAACAGCUUAUGGAUCAGAGAUGACGUAUUCCUCCUUCUCAGUUAGGGAUUCGAUCGAAGAUGUACUACAAUGGCGCCACUAGCGGUUUAGUUAUCAACUAGAUUUGUUUAUUUCGGAGGGACAUUUCCAUUCAUGCGAGUCAGUAUAACCGCCUCUUCCGUUCGAUGGUUUUUGCGCCAUUUCUUGUUUAAUUAAAAGUUAAUUUUGCAAUGGAGACCAGUAAUGGUGUACGAAUCAAACUGCCAUCCAAUGACAGCUUUGAUGAAGAUACCCUUAGUGAUGAUGUGGAUGAUGAAGUCUUUAUCAAAUCUGCAAGAAAUGGUUUUCGAAAUUCAAACAAAGAUAAAACCCUCCAGAAGCCACUAAUGGCACCAAGGAAGAAAUCCGACAAAGAAAAGAAAAUGGGAGCUCAAAAUGGUCGCUCAAAUGGUGCUCAUCUAAUGGAAAUUCAUACUGCAACACCCAAAGGGUCUCCCUAUCUCAUUACUGUAUUAUAUGUCACCAUUGCUUUGGGCGCUGUAACAGGGCUUACAGGCUUGGUGAUCUUUUUGGCCAAGUCACAUUUAGCAAAUUUUGUGCAAAGGGUGAGCAUUUGGAAGCCAAACAGGGGUGUUGCACCUCUUGCGGAACCUUGUGACAGCUUUGUGGAAGAAGCAGUUUGGGAAGUGAACAUACCCCAUGCCAUAUCAGAAGGCCAAAAAGUCCUUACAUCUGUGGACAUAAACAAAGAUUCUAUUGAAGAUAUAAUCAUUGCAUUUGAUUCAGGUUUGAAUGGGGUGACUCCACUGACGUCCUUUUUAUGCCGGCUGUAUUUCAACACUUCUUCCACUGUUUGUGACGGAGGACUAGUAGCCGUCAAUGGAAGCAAUGGUGCUAUUUUGUGGACUACGUGGCUAGACGAUGCCGUCUUUGCCGUCAAUUGCGUUGCAGAUUUCGAUUCUGACGGGAUUAUCGAUUGCACUGUGACUGGCAAAUCGAGGGCGCUGUGGACUGUCAGUUCCAAGGACGGUAAACAACUUUGGGGGAUAGCCACUGACAAGCUACAACUUCCUUGUUUGGCUGGUUCCAAUUUUCGCUCGGCUCAGGUCGUUGAGGAUAUCAGCGGAGAUAAAAUCCCAGAUCUAGUUGUCGGCAUUAGAGGAGCGCUAGUCAAAUGCCCCGAUUACAUUGCCGUCGUUAAUGGCGUCACGGGCAACGUGUUGCAGCUAACGGGUAUUCCAGAUCAAGGCUCCCUGUCCGUCGGUCCAUUGCUUAAAGGCUCUGGAGAUGGUUCCACCUUUGUCCUUUACUCGACCAAGGGCAUCAACGGCAGUCUUUUCAUGGCUUCCCUGAAAGAUGUAGCCUCAGGUCGCAAAGAUUUGGUCCGGACCGUGUUGAGCAACGUCAGCCGGAUCGAGGAGAUGGUCGUCAGCGACAUCACGGCCGAUGGAAUGGAGGAUUUGAUUGUAACGAUGGACAACGGGACAGCGGGAGGGAAAGACGUGGUAGCCUUGAACGGAAAUGGCUUCCAUUGUCUGUGGAUCCAUACAGCCCCUGCUGGGACUACCCUCAAGAUCCAAGCGCUAGCCAAUCUGAAUGAAGAUGAUCUGCCAGAUGUGGCGCUCCAAGUGACUCAGAUGGCCGGUUCUGCCAAUACGACUUGGAUUCGAGUACUGGACGGCAGCAAUGGCAAAGUAGUAAUGAACCUACCGGCCCGUUUACGGCACUGGGCAGUGCACGGCGAAACGUUGGCCGUUGAAGGAAUGGGUGCGGAUGUGAUUAUUGAUUGGAUAGCAGACGACGAAGACGAAACUGCGAAAUCUCAAAUCAAUCGUCUGAUGGGCUUUUCCUCUCGUGGAGAACUGCCCGCUCUCGUCGUUUAUUCUACGCCGACGGUGACACCAUCAAAGCAGACGGGUUACGCCUCCGAGACAUCCCUUCGCAACAUUUUGGACGGCGUGUCCCAAGAUGAUGAUUUGCGCGCCAAAUUCAGCAAUUACAUCCAGCACACGGAAUCGGAACGCACAUCGGACGCUAUUCAAAUGACGGAGGAGAUAGAACCUAAUGUUAUUGUCUAUCCAGCUCAGCACGGCAUUCGCAAACACGGUCGCUGGAACAAUCGUCCACAUCAUGAUGGGCCGUUUCAACCGGCGUCCUACGACUAUGAUCCACCCACUGCAGCCGAUUUAAUGCCACCUGCCGCCGAACCUGCCGUUCCGGCUGUUGGCGAGUCACGCUACCGCGUUAAGACACAACGGCCAGCCGCCUGGAAGGAUCAAGACUUGGAGGAGGAUAGCCCUUAUGUUGCCAAUCCCAACGACUACGUUGAUAUCGCCUCGUCGGACGGAGAUUACGACCUGGAAAGCCGAGAUUACAGUCGUUACCGUCAGAGACAGUCGAGACCGCAACAGCAACCUUGGCGACCGGAACGCAAUGGCGGUCGUCGUGGUAAGCGAAUCCGACGUCAAGCACCAUUGAGUGCCAACCAACCCAUAGAAUCUAUUGGUUUUCCUCCUUUGGUCGUUGAUUCCGGAGCCAAAAGCUAUACUGAUUUGAUUUUCGGAGUCCAGUGGAGCUGGACAGAGGCUGAAGAGAGCGGGCAACAGCUGCAGGAGCUUUCUGACUGCGUCAGCCGACGUUUAGAUCAAGGUCUCGAUUUGAACGAGGACGCUGUCGUCGACUACGCUGCCGAGUGUUUUCUAUCACUUGGCGUUGAAGAGGAAGAAGAAACAGCUGAUCUCAAGUUGGUCGCUUCAGCCGUGGAUCAGUGGCUGCGACCGCUGGCGCGACGCCGUCACGGCUGGGUCGCUCUCAAGAGAGUUCGUCUUCAAUGUAGUUGCCAUUCGGGCGUUCCCAAGAGUUUGACUGGAUCACGACAAAAACCUUGCGCCAACCUACGGCCCGUCUCCGAACGACGCAAAGUCGAUUUCCAUUACUAUCAUUGAAAUUUAGUUAUUUAUUAUGAUUAUUUUUUUGCGUUCCAGGAAAAGUAAUAUUCCCACUUUUAUCCUCCCCUUUUUUGUUUUAUUUGAACGUCUACUAUUAUUAACAGAAGAAUAUUUCAUUAAAUGGAUAUAUAAUAAUUGAUACGUCGUCUGACCGCCCCCUUAAAGUGUGUCGUCAUCCAUUCAUACAAGGAGACAGAUUUUGUCCCCUAACCCUCGAGUCGAUUAUCAAUCAAGUUGUAACCCACUUUUUUUGUCCCUGUGUGACUUGUUCUAGACGAUUUCGAUGUCGGUUGUGUCUAUCCAUUUUCUCCUCCUUCCUCCAUCCGGACACUUAAGUCUUCUUUUCUUUCGCUGGAUCCAUCCCAAAUAUUACAUGUCUCUGUGUGUGUGUGUUCUUGUGUAACACGGCGAGGAAAAAUACACACAUGGAACGCGUA
Messenger RNA from Daphnia carinata, 3487 nucleotides. RefSeq lists its product as uncharacterized. NCBI's taxonomy places the organism in Eukaryota, Metazoa, Arthropoda, Branchiopoda, Diplostraca, Daphniidae. Gene Ontology annotation, molecular function: protein binding. The record is from RefSeq and is a predicted model, not a curated record.